This is a messenger RNA of Helianthus annuus (common sunflower), 1692 nucleotides long. RefSeq lists its product as uncharacterized. The coding region runs from base 1 to 1692 and encodes 563 amino acids. Lineage: Eukaryota; Viridiplantae; Streptophyta; Magnoliopsida; Asterales; Asteraceae. The record is from RefSeq and is a predicted model, not a curated record. The transcript has 7 exons.
AUGCGAAAAACUGCUACAAUGAGAAAUCCGGGUGCUCAACAGGAUGUUAGUCUAUACUAUAGAGAAAACAAGAUUGAGACCACUCUGAGUCCGAAGAUUCAAACUGCAUUCAGUGCUGAUGACCAAGACGAUGAGAGAAUUCCAGAAGGCUUUAAUUGGGAUGAUUAUGAUCCUAACCGACCUUCAGUUUCUAAAGCAUUUGUUGCUCGAAUCUUUAAAGACUCAACCCCGGGAGAAGAAUCAAUCAAGUCUAAGAAAAGUCCUAGAAGACAACCGAUUUUUAAGUCUCCAGGAAAUAAAAUCGAGAUGUUGAAAGUGAAAAGGGCUGCUAGACUGAAGAGUGAAUUGGAAGCAAGAAGGGCUGCUGAAGAAAAAGCAAAAGUUGAAGAAAAACAGACACAGAAGGUCGAGGUUGAAGAGAAUGAAGUGAAGAUGGAAGUUGAGAAAGAAUCGAUUGUAAUUAAAAAGGUGGUGGAGAAAAUAGUUGAAAAAAUCGUCGAAGUCGAGAAAAUAGUUGAAGUUGAAAAGAUUGUAGAGGUUGAAAAACCUUGUGCAAAGUGUUUAGUAUCUUGCAAAGAUUGUGCUGAGAAAGAUACAAAGUUGGCUGAAUUGGAAAAGCUCAAAGAGAACUUACUGCAUAAUGUGAGAAGCAUAAAGGAAUCAUAUGAUCUCCUAAGCAGCAAAGUGAACUUGUACAAAGGAGCUUGUGAUGAAGAUAUUCAGACGAAAAAUCUUCUGAAAGCAACAGUGCUUCAAAAGCAAACUGCAAUCAACGGAUAUAUUGAGAUGAAUGCUGACCUGAAACAAGAAUUGGCAGCAAUGAAGAUUAAAACCGAAAGAGUGAACAAUUUACUUCGAAGUUAUCAAAGUUCAGAUUAUGUUAUUGAUCGUAUCUAUCUUGCCGUUGCAGCUCAUAAGUUUGCAGAUGAUAAAGGAAAUUCUGGAGCAAGUUCUGAAGAGGAUGAGGAGAAACCAUUCUUGAGACAGUCAAACAAGGAGUUUCUCGCUGAAAGAAAAAAGAAUAUGAUGAUGGAAUCUGAACCAAGAUCAGAGGAGCCACAUGUUGUGGUAAAUGAUGAGAAUUUUGUUCCGACGAUGGAUGAUGAAAACUUUCCACCAUUGUCAAAUGGAAACUUGAAAUCAAAAAAUGAUAAGAUUGAAAUUUCAGAACAAUUCUUCUCUGAUAAGGAAGAAUUUGAUGCUGAAAAGGCAUUUAAUGGCAAAGUGUUACACGUUUUUGGAAAGAUGACUGAUGGAAAGGUGAAGGGAGUGAAAGAAUUUUAUGAGUCAAAAAUUGUUAAACCAAAUGAGGAUGGUUCACCCAUGAUUGAUCAGGCAUGGGUUAUUGCAUGGAGGUUUGAGAGGUCAGAGAGACGUUUCGUCCUAAAGUUCUCUGACAGGAGAAGGGUGAAAGUCAAGACAAUCAAGGCCAUACUUAGUAUGGAUGAAGCCAUUCAGAGGGAUAUUCUGGCCCUUGGGAUUCCAGUGGCCUAUGAUUGUGAAAGGACUCGAAUGGUAAUAAGAAGAUUAAAGAGAAAAGUUCCAACAGAUGAUGAUGAUGAUGUUGACGAUACUGAUCUACCAAAAGUUAACAGUUGGAGUUUGGAUGAACAAUCAAGAACGGUGAAUCUUGCAAUGGCGUUGUUCAUGUAUCCAAUUUAUUCGCAUUUUCAUUGGUUGUUUAACAAUUAG